CAUAGAGUGAGGGUCAAUAUAGCAUUUUUAUGAAUCUCAAACAAGAUAAAAUCUAUGUGAAGAGAUCAGUAUAACCUGCCAUUGUCAUUGUCAUUAUUGUUACUUAGUUGUAGUUAAGGCUUUGGUCUUAUUCUUAAUCUUUCUCUAAGGGAUAGAACGAAACCACAAAUACCUUUAUGGGAUGUGUGAUAAUUUUUUUGCGGUACUGGGGAUCAAACUCGGGCCUUUGUGCUUAUGAGGCAGGUGGCGCAACCACUGAGCCAAAUCCCCGGCCCCCAAAUGCCUUUAUGGUAACUAAGCUGACGUGGAAUAUUGUCACUCUAGCACAACUAUAAUCCCAGCACUCAGUAGGCUGAGGCAGUAUGACUGUGAGUUCAAGGCCAGCUGGGACUACAUGCAUAACAAGAUCCUAUUUCAAAAAAUAAAAUAAACAAACAAUUGUCAUCUCUGGUACUGUGGCUGCUGCCACUUUGUGGUGGUUAUCCACAUUGCCAGAAUCAUUACCUUCACUUUCAUCACCACCACCGUCACUGCCACCAUUACCGUCGUCAGCGCCAUCACCACCACCACUCUCGUAUCCCUCUUUCACCACUAUUAAACCAUUAAUUCAUUCAGUACAUAUUUUUUUUACCACUUGUAAUUUUCUAGCCCUGUUCCAGGUGCCCGGAGUGCAGUCAGACCCUAUUAGUUCCCCAUCUGGCCCUAGGUCGCACUGUGGAGUGGGAAGGCCUAUGAUAAGCUUUUAUAGACUUUGGGGCUCUUAGAAACCUCUGGCAGCCACAGGCCAGCAGGCACACCAAGAUGAAGACAGCUACCAAUAUUUACAUCUUUAAUCUGGCUCUGGCAGAUACCCUGGUCCUGCUCACACUGCCCUUCCAGGGCACAGACAUCCUGCUGGGUUUCUGGCCAUUUGGGAAUGCCCUGUGCAAGACAGUCAUUGCUAUCGACUAUUACAACAUGUUCACCAGCACCUUCACACUGACUGCCAUGAGUGUGGACCGCUAUGUAGCCAUCUGCCACCCGAUCCGUGCUCUUGAUGUCCGUACGUCCAGCAAAGCCCAGGCUGUCAAUGUGGCCAUCUGGGCCCUGGCCUCUGUGGUUGGUGUUCCCGUUGCCAUCAUGGGCUCAGCACAGGUGGAAGAUGAAGAGAUCGAGUGUCUGGUGGAGAUCCCAGCCCCCCAGGACUACUGGGGUCCUGUGUUUGCUGUCUGCAUCUUCCUCUUCUCAUUCAUCAUCCCUGUCCUUAUCAUCUCUGUAUGCUAUAGCCUCAUGAUCCGGCGGCUCCAUGGUGUCCGCCUGCUCUCAGGCUCCCGAGAGAAGGACCGGAACCUUCGGCGCAUCACGCGGCUCGUGCUGGUGGUGGUGGCUGUGUUUGUGGGCUGCUGGACACCUGUGCAGGUCUUUGUCCUGGUCCAAGGUCUGGGUGUUCAGCCGGGUAGUGAGACCACUGUGGCUAUCUUGCGCUUCUGCACAGCCCUGGGCUAUGUCAACAGCUGUCUCAACCCCAUCUUGUAUGCCUUCCUGGAUGAGAACUUUAAGGCCUGCUUCAGAAAGUUCUGUUGCACAUCUGCUCUGCACCAGGAGAUGCAGGUGUCUGACCGUGUGCGCAGCAUUGCCAAGGAUGUGGCCCUUGGCUGCAAGACUUCUGAGACAGUACCACGGCCCGCAUGACUAGGCGUGGACCUGCCCAUGGUGCCUGUCAGCCCUCAAAGCCCGUCUACACCGAACACGGAGCUCACGCAGGUCACUGCUCUUUAGACUGACCCCUGAGCCUGAGCUUCUGAAGUCUUGAGUGGCUUUCCCUUUGGCCCAGGGAUGCUCGGUCCUAGAGGAGGACCUAGUGAAUCAUGGGACAGGUCAAAGAAUUAGGGCUGCUUGAGUGUCCUCUGUUGGACUAAAGCUGCCCUCAUGGCUCAGGGCCAGAGGACACAAAGACACUGCCUGGAUGGACAACUCUGGAUGCAUCUGCCUGGGGACUGCAUUCAAACUGCUCCAUACCAUUUCCCCACUCUCUGGCUCAGCCAGCUGAGCUCUGUGCUCAGUGGCUCCUGCCAGCGGUGUGACAGUGGCCCUAGGGCUGUGUGUACACUCUGUGCUGCAUGUGGUCUACAUGGCAGAGCUUCAGCUGCCCUCAGCUUUGCAUGUUUCCUUAGGUCAGCCAGACAGGCUUGGCACUGUCCAGGAGCAUGGUGGAUAGCAUUUCUUUGGGGUGGCACUGCCCUUGAGCCUGGAGCUGUUCCCUAGAGCACCUGCCUGUUCUGAAUUUUUCUGUGCAGCCAGGGUUCCCCUAGUAGUGUUGUCAGCCCCCAGCUGAGGCCUCAGGUGGGUCCUGGGCCCAGGGCUUUCUGAAGGUUUUCUUCCUGCUGUACAAUGUGGCCUAUGGAUGUGGACCUGCCACUCACUUGCUGCUUGCUUUGCCUGACUUUGGCUCAGCCCUAGGCUUGACUUCUGCUUCCCUUCAGGAGCCCACAGGAGGCCUGGCUCUUGGAGCCUGUGGUCUCGAGAAGUGUGAACUAUCGUGCGUAGACCAUGCAGCGAGCUCUGCUUCUUGGGAAGCAGAGGUGGCUGAGGAGGAAGAUGCCAGGUGACUACCAUGGGCUGCUGUUUUGCUCACAAAACACAGGCUCUAUGUGCGUGAUCUUGAUUGCUUGUUUAGGGCAGGGUAGGGGAAUAUGCUCUGACCAGAGGCUCCCACGACCUGCUAGAGCCUCUCCCUCACAGUCUGCUCUACUUGAAGGCCCAGCAGUGAUACAACUAGAUGGAGACCUAGUACCUUGGGAAGGGUGGUAGUUGAGAUGUGUUCUUUGCACAUCCCCAGUGACUGCCCGCUUCACUUACCUCUGGGGAGGGCCUGAGCUUGCUCCCAAAUCAGAGGUUUGCUUCACAUGCCCAGUUGGUGUGAGGGGUGGGGUUUAGCAGGGCUGAUUUAAGCAAGCUGCAAGGACUGUCUGUGCUUUGGGGGUACUGGGGGAGUCUCUGUACCUUGGGAACUCCCUGCUGUGGCAGCAUUGCAAAUGCUCUUCCUCCAGAUGAACUAUUGAAAUCCCUGCAACACUGGAAAGAUUAUUCUUCCACUGAGAUCUUUUUCAUGGGACCUCCAGGGACAUGGACCUGGGUCAGGCUUCUGUCUUGGGAAGCCUUGGCUACAAAGCUUGUUCAUGGGGAUGCUGGACUUUCUCUGUGAUGCCUGUGCAGGAACCAUCUGGCUUCAGUGUUUUCUUGCCAGUGUUGGAAACUUUGUGAAUAUGUGCUGGUGUAACAUGCCUCUUUAUAUAUUUAUGCAUGUGAUGUGUAUCAUUUCCCAUGCAUGUAGCCAGCCCUGAACCUGUCUCUGGGGGUAAUGAAGGAGGGUCAUAAUAAACAAUUGCUAACUGA
Fukomys damarensis (Damara mole-rat) is the source of this 3375-nucleotide messenger RNA. RefSeq names its product opioid related nociceptin receptor 1 (gene Oprl1). The transcript is spliced from 3 exons. NCBI's taxonomy places the organism in Eukaryota, Metazoa, Chordata, Mammalia, Rodentia, Bathyergidae. Gene Ontology annotation, cellular component: membrane; neuron projection. The coding region runs from base 802 to 1671 and encodes 289 amino acids. The record is from RefSeq and is a predicted model, not a curated record. Gene Ontology annotation, biological process: sensory perception of pain; neuropeptide signaling pathway. Gene Ontology annotation, molecular function: nociceptin receptor activity; neuropeptide binding.